Messenger RNA from Paramisgurnus dabryanus, 983 nucleotides. RefSeq names its product S100 calcium binding protein V2 (gene s100v2). NCBI's taxonomy places the organism in Eukaryota, Metazoa, Chordata, Actinopteri, Cypriniformes, Cobitidae. The record is from RefSeq and is a predicted model, not a curated record.
AGGUGGGUUCGUGUUUUUUUCACCGAGUGGGAGGAUUCAGGAUGUCAGCCAAGAUGUGACAGAAGCGAUGGGACGCUGAGAGAGUAAAGCAACGAUUACUGCACGACGGGAAGAGAAAAGUUAACCUAGCGCGAAGGAAAGAAAUCACGACAAAUGGCGACGCAGUAUUCUGACCUGGAGAAGGCCAUAAACACUUUGGUCACAAACUUCCAUGCUGCUUCCCCUGACAAACAGCCGACACUGAAGAUAGAUGAAUUUAAAAAUCUCCUGUCUUCCCAGAUGCCAACCUUAGUCAAGUCUGAUAAUUUUGGAGAAGUGCUGAAGCAGAUGGGUGUGAAAGAUGGCGAAGGCGUCAGCUUCAAAAACUUCUGGAGCCUGAUUCAGAAUUUGGCCACCACCCAGCAUGGUCUUCUCAGCAACGAGAAGUUGUCCAAAUGCACCUGCCUAUUACUAUGAGCUGCUGGCUUUAACCUCAGCUGCCACUAAGACCUGGUCUCUCUGCAUCUCUGCUUUACACAAAACCACUCAUCUCUCAACAAAACACUAACCAUUCCAAUUACAUUGUAGCCAUAUAUACACUUUGUAUAUCAUGUCUGUACAUGAGCCAUUACAGCAAGCAUCUCUCUUCCAUCUGUGUCAUUUUUGUAUCAAGAAAAUCUUAAUGUACAGACACGUUAACUGGAAUGGAAUUUGUUUCCCACACAAGUACAUUGAACAUGAUUAGAGUGUUUUGUACUUUGUAUCGCUGUGUAAAGAUUAUACGAUCAAUGUUAUUUUCUAUGUUAUGACACUUGUGAUGUAGUUGCCAAAGCAUGCCAUAGUAGUCCAAAGCAUGUGUCUCAAAAAACAGAUAUGAAUUGAUUGGUUGUGGAGGAAAAAAUAAACAGCAAAACAUUUAUUUAUAUUUUGUAUUUGUAGUUUUUGGCCAAAAAAAAAAAUUAACACCUUGAAUAAUUGUGUAAUAAAAUUCACAUUAAAAUUUA